Hansenula ciferrii is the source of this 2022-nucleotide messenger RNA. RefSeq names its product translation initiation factor 2 (gene IFM1). Gene Ontology annotation, biological process: translational initiation. The transcript has a single exon. Bases 1 to 2022 code for a protein of 673 amino acids. NCBI's taxonomy places the organism in Eukaryota, Fungi, Ascomycota, Saccharomycetes, Phaffomycetales, Wickerhamomycetaceae. Gene Ontology annotation, molecular function: translation initiation factor activity; GTPase activity; GTP binding. The record is from RefSeq and is a predicted model, not a curated record.
AUGUUUAACCUACUGAAGGCCCCACUAAGGAGCUCUUCAAGAUGCAUAUCCCAACUCAGAGCUACUUCAAAGUCAAGUAUACUAAUAAACCAGAGAUUUUUAAGUACAUCAAUAAUACUUCAAGCUAAAAGAGAUCGUAGAAGUUAUAGAAGACCAUUGAAAAGAAGAAGAAUUAAUAUUCCAGAUUUUGCUACAGUGUCACAAUUAGUUAAUUUGAUGGGUGUCAGCUAUGAUCAUUUAGCAAGAAGAUUAGAAGAAAUGGGAUUUGAAGAUAUGAAUCAUAAUUUUAUCUUAGAUGCAGAAACUAUCGGAUUAAUUGCAGAUGAAUAUGGAUUUGAUGUUAAAUUUGGUGAAGAUGAACAAGGUGAAGAUCUUGUACCUGUGAUUCCUGAAGAAAACUCAAAAUUUUUAAAACAAAGACCUCCAAUCGUGGCAAUUAUGGGUCAUGUUGAUCAUGGUAAAACAACAAUUUUAGAUUAUUUAAGGAAAAGCUCAAUUGUAAGUCAAGAACAUGGUGGUAUUACUCAACAUAUUGGUGCUUUUUCUGUUAAAGCCCCUAUCUCUAAGAAAGUCAUUACAUUUUUAGAUACACCAGGACAUGCCGCUUUUUUAAAAAUGAGAGAAAGAGGUGCCACUGUUACUGAUAUUGUUGUUUUAGUUGUUGCAGCCGAUGAUUCUGUUAUGCCACAAACUAAAGAAGCUAUAAAACAUAUUAAGAAAUCAGGAGUUUCAGUUAUUGUUGCAAUUAAUAAAUGUGAUAAAGAAAAUGCAAAUCCUGAAAAAGUUAUUGCAGAUUUAGCUGCAAAUGAUAUUGAUGUUGAAGAUUAUGGUGGUGAUACACAAACUGUUAAAGUUUCUGGGUUAACAGGGUUAAAUAUGGACACUUUAGAAGAAAGUAUUGUUACAUUAAGUGAGAUUUUGGACCUAAAAGCACAACCAACAAAUAUUCCUGUUGAAGGUUGGGUUAUUGAAUCUGAAGUUAAAAAGGGAAUGGGUCCAAUUGCAACAGUUUUAAUUCGUCAAGGUACACUAAAACCAGGUAAUGUACUUGUUGCAGGUAAUACUUAUUGUAAAGUUAGAUCAAUCAAGGAUGAAGGUGGUAAAGUUAUUAAAUUAGCUGGUCCAUCAACACCAGUAGAAUUAUGGGGUUGGAAAGAAGUUCCAGAAGCUGGUGAUGAAGUAUUACAAGCAAAAGAUGAAUCACAGGCUAAGAAAGUUAUUGAAACUAGAAUAAAUCGUUUAUCUAAACAGAAAACUGCUCAAAGUGUUGAUGUUAUUAAUAAGUUAAGAUUAGAACAUAAGAAGGAAGCUGAAAGACAAGAUCAAUUGGAUGAAUUACGUAAAUAUGGUCUUGAAGAGGAAACUGAAGAUUCAGAAACAGAUACAGUGGACAAGAUAAAAGAAAUUAAAUUUAUUGUUAAAGCUGAUGUUAGUGGUUCAACUGAAGCUAUUGUGGAAAGUAUUGAAAAUUUAGGUAAUGAUGAAGUUAAAUGUUCAGUUUUAUUAUCUGGUGUUGGUUUCCCAACUGAUACUGAAAUCGAUAGAGCAAGUAUUGCAAAUGCCAUAAUAUUAUGUUUCAAUAUGAAGAUUCCAAAAGAUGUUGAUAAUAAAGCCAUCAAGAAAAAUGUUGAAGUUAGACAUCAUAAUGUUAUUUAUCAUUUGAUUGAAGAUGUUACCAAAAUUUUAUCAAAAGAAUUAAAACCAAUUAUUGAAUUAAAUGUAUUAUCAGAAACUGAUAUUAAAGAAAUUUUUGAAAUUAAAGGUAAAAAGAAAAAAAUCACAAGAAUUGCAGGGUGUAAAGUUAGAUCAGGUAAAUUAGAAAGAUCAGGUUUAAUUAAAGUUAUGAGAGAUGAAGAGGAAAUUUUUAGAGGUAGAAUAUCAACUUUAAAACAUGCAAAAGAUGAUGUUAAAGAAAUUGCAAAAGGUAGAGAAUGUGGUGUUGAAUUUGAAAAUUGGGAUAAAUUUCAAGCUGGUGAUGUUAUCCAAGUUUAUGAAGAGAAAGUUAUUCCAAGAUUUUUAUGA